Molecule: messenger RNA, 795 nt
Organism: Salpingoeca rosetta
Lineage: Eukaryota; Choanoflagellata; Craspedida; Salpingoecidae
Product: 40S ribosomal protein S21
Exons: 4
Coding region: 126-389 (87 amino acids)
Biological process (GO): endonucleolytic cleavage in ITS1 to separate SSU-rRNA from 5.8S rRNA and LSU-rRNA from tricistronic rRNA transcript (SSU-rRNA, 5.8S rRNA, LSU-rRNA); translation; endonucleolytic cleavage to generate mature 3'-end of SSU-rRNA from (SSU-rRNA, 5.8S rRNA, LSU-rRNA)
Cellular component (GO): ribosome; cytosolic small ribosomal subunit
Molecular function (GO): structural constituent of ribosome
Source: RefSeq, a predicted model, not a curated record
CGGUGUAUGUUUCGCACACAGUGGCAAGCCAAAACCGGAGUGCGCAUUGGCUGAGUGCAUGUGCCUUUUUCCUCUCUGACCCCCUGCUUCGCCCACCGAAUACACCACCACCACCACCACCAGCCAUGCAGAACCUCGAAGGCCGCCUUGUGGAUCUCUACAUCCCCAGGAAGUGCUCUGCCACCAACAACCUGAUUGGUGCCUCCGACCACGCUUCCAUCCAGGUUGACAUUGCCAAGGUUGACAAGUCCACAGGUAUCAUGAUGCCCGAUGCAGUCCACUCCUACGUCUUCUGCGGCGAGGUCCGCGCCCAGGGCGAGACAGACGAUUCUCUCAACCGGUUGGCGACCCAGGACGGCAUCCUCAAGAACGUGUACGAGAAGAACUAAGCAGCGUCGGAUGCAUGUGUCGUUGUGUUGAUGGUUGAAGCUGAUGAUGGUCUUGAUGAUGUUGGUGUGACGUGUGUGCUGAUCUCGCAAUGUCCUCGCUGGAUUGCUUGGCCAAUGUUGAGAGCCAGUAAACACGGCGCGCUCCACAAACGACCAUGAUUUGGCAUCCCGACACGAAGCAGACGCACACUUGAGACAACACUGUAGUCUGGGCAGUUGUUUCUUCCACAACACCGCGCCACUCUGCUUUGUGUGCGUGUGUGUUUGCUGUGCGCUUUCGUGAUGGUGGCAGGUGUUGGUUGUACUGUGGGCACCUAAGCAAACAGGUGAACAAAACAAGCAAGAAAGGGGUGACAGCAAUGUCGGGCCACAAGCCCAAUCACUCAUGUCAAAUCGAUCAACUCAC